Messenger RNA from Bolinopsis microptera, 1075 nucleotides. Its product is annotated as galanin receptor 2a-like. Gene Ontology annotation, cellular component: plasma membrane. Gene Ontology annotation, molecular function: G protein-coupled peptide receptor activity. The coding region runs from base 1 to 1005 and encodes 334 amino acids. The transcript has a single exon. The record is from RefSeq and is a predicted model, not a curated record. Lineage: Eukaryota; Metazoa; Ctenophora; Tentaculata; Lobata; Bolinopsidae. Gene Ontology annotation, biological process: neuropeptide signaling pathway.
AUGGUUAAUGAAACCUACUAUGAAGCGUUCACGGUUGCAGAGAGCAUCAGCUUCAUCACCUACUUCACAUUGGUAGUGAUACUUGGAGGUAUCGGCAACCUCUUUGUUAUCUACGCUAGCAGAUGCUAUUCCUCCUUCGACUUGGACAGAGUUACAAUACUGUUUGUUCAGCAUCUAGCCAUCGCUGAUUGCUCAAAGAUCCUCUUCAUGACGAUACCAAUGCUAACAAAUCAUCUCUACUACAUGACCCACCCGGAUAAUUCCCAAUGGUACCUUCCUUACUCAGUUGCUAAAUUAUCAUAUUUCCUGCUAGCAUUUGCUAAUAACUCAGUCGGUUUCUUCAUUAUGGCGGUAUCCUUGCACCGUUUGGCUCGCUGCUUAUCCCCUACCCGACUUCAACAAUCUGGAAUUAAAAAUGCGAGGUUGAUAAUGGGACUGCUUUGGUUCUUAGGACUUCUUUUCGCAUCUGCUGUAUUGUUCCUACCAACCUCAUACCAAAUGUAUUACACACUCUGUACAUUAGACAUAACAGUACAACUAUCCUCAUUUCUCAACGUUUUUGCUGAGUACACGAACUAUCCCCUGAUGGCACUUAUAUUCCUCGUUGUUAUUCUGGCGAACGCGACAUCAUUAAUAUACACCUUCAUCCUAACUAAGGACAGCCCUAAUGUUAAUUUUAGACAAGCAAACCUGACGAUCCUAGCCAUAUCUCUUGGAAUGAUUGUGUGUUACUGCUGGCUUCCGUACCAGAUGAUCUUUAUCUACUACUUCUCUAAAGUUGGUGACUACUCCCCGAGUAACAUCCAGAAGUAUGCAGUGCCGUUAACCACAGCUAGUUCCUUGGUAAAUCCUAUAUUGUACACGGUCGUUAACAGAGGGUUCAAGAAGUUCGUGAUAAAAGUGAUACGGCGGGGGUUAGGAAGGGUUACUCGACAAGAUUCAACAACCAGAGCAUCUUUUGUAAGUAGUGCAGUUGGUUCUGGUACUAAGGAGAGGCAGAUAUAAAAUGUGAACGUUGGAUCGAAGAACAUAGCAUGGACUAUUUAUUUAUUAUUCAAUCAUGAAACAUAAUUUU